Chionomys nivalis (European snow vole) is the source of this 693-nucleotide messenger RNA. It is a transcript of the gene Csn2, whose product is annotated as casein beta. Lineage: Eukaryota; Metazoa; Chordata; Mammalia; Rodentia; Cricetidae. The record is from RefSeq and is a predicted model, not a curated record. Bases 1 to 693 code for a protein of 230 amino acids. Gene Ontology annotation, cellular component: extracellular region. The transcript is spliced from 6 exons.
AUGAAGGUCUUCAUCCUCGCCUGCCUUGUGGCACUUGCUCUCGCAAGUGAGGAAACACUCAGCGUUUCCUCUGAGGAAUCUACUGAAACUAUCAAUGAGAAACUUCAGAUGGUAGAGCAAAUGGAACAGCUGCAAGCAAAGGAAGUGCUCCAGGAUAAAGUUCACCCCUUCAUUCAGUCACAGCCUCAGGCCUUUCCUUAUGACCAGCCCAUCUCCUGCACUCCCUUUGCACAAAACACCCAGCCUAUUGCUCAACCCCUACCUAUUGCACAACCCCCUGUGGUGCCUUCUCUUGGGCCUGUCCUUUCUCCUGAACUGGAAGCUUUCCUUAAAGCUAAAGCCACCAUCCUUCCCAAGCACAAAGCAGCAUCCGCUCUUAACUCUGAAACUCUGCUCCACCUGAUUAACCCUCAAGUCCUCAGUUUCGCUAAUCUUGCAAACCAGCACAUUCCUCAGGCUCAGGUCCAGGCUCUGGCACAGGCCCUGCAGGCUUUUCUUCAGACUCCCGUGGUUUCUUCUCAGACCCAGCAGACUAUUCCUCAGUCCAAAGUUCUGUACCUUCUCCAGCAAGUAGCACCCUUCCUUCAAACAGAUAUGCCUGCCCAAGCCCUUCUUCAGUACCUAGAUGAGGUUCUGCUUAGCACCGCCUUCCAGUUUCCUGCCAAUCAGGCACCUCAACCCAUCACUAAUUGA